This is a messenger RNA of Neoarius graeffei (lesser salmon catfish), 3099 nucleotides long. Its product is annotated as zinc finger MYM-type protein 1-like. Lineage: Eukaryota; Metazoa; Chordata; Actinopteri; Siluriformes; Ariidae. The coding region runs from base 1250 to 2383 and encodes 377 amino acids. The transcript has 3 exons. The record is from RefSeq and is a predicted model, not a curated record.
UCCUGUCGAAGCAUUCUGGCAGAUUUCUCUGGUCUUUCAGUGUAAUGCCUAGAUCAACCACAUAUUGGAGUGGCGCUGUUGCGCUAAAUGGCCUCCCCACUUUUGUAUAAAGACGAAGAAGAUGCCGGUUUAUUGGUGAAGCUAAGUAUCCAGUUAGAUGUCUCUGGAGAACUUUCCCCGUGUGUUUUUUUUUUUUUUGUCGCCAGUUGUCAUGAUGCCGUUGUCCUGGGGCCAACCGCUUCUCUGGGGAUUAUGCAGUAUUAAAAAAAAAAAAAACUAACCGAUAAUUCUGUUGUCUGCCUGGAAUACGGAUUAUACCAGAGGAGGAAAGUUGUUGCUUGCUGCUGAAAUCCUGGACUGGAGUAAGCUAUGCUACGGAUUUGGGGCUCUUUUCAAGUAUUUUGGAGGAUCUUCCUCUACCCCUGAGGACAAGGCACCUACCUCCUCCCCCACUCACCAGGAAGUGGAACCGCUGCCUACCUCCUCCUCAUCAGCACAAGCCCCUUCUGCUGAAAUGGUCUCAAGCCAGGAUAUUGAAGACCUAUUUGCCUCUGCAUCCACUACUCAGCUGUCAGAAAUGGCUGGAGCUAAACAACCACCCAGCCCCACUGCUGAGGAAGAGCCCAUGUCACCCUACCAUGCUGCUGAGCCCCCAUCCAGCCCCACUGCUGAGGGUGAGCCUCUGUCAACAGACCCUGCUUCAUGGCCCUCACCUCUGACUGACAGCAUGCGCACUGAACUUGUUCGCCGACGACCUAGUAAGUUGCCACCUGCCUUUAUCUUCCGCAGGAAUGAGAGUGAUGAGAGAAGUUGCCACCACCAUUAUUUUUCAAAAACAUUAGUUAGUGGCGAAAAGAUGACAAGAAGUUGGCUCAUUUAUUCCAUGGGAAACAAUAGCCUGUUUUGUUUUUGCUGCACACUGUUCUCAAAGAGGAGCUUUCAAUUAACAAGUGUCGGCAUGUCCGAUGGGAAGCAUGCCAGCACAUACUUAACUUCACACGAGAACAGCCCCGAACACCUCAACUGCAUGAUGGCGUGGAAGGAACUAGCAGUGAGGAUAAGGAAGGGGGAAACCAUUGACAAACAGGAAAUGGCACUUUUGGAUGCAGAAAGGGCAAGAUGGAGAGCAGUCCUUACCCGUCUGAUUGCUAUUGUGCAGUCAUUGGCUGUUUGAAAUCUUGCUCUGAGGGAGCACACGGAAACACUGCAUACUCCCUCAAAUGGCAACUUUCUUAAAGAGGUUGAACUUAUGGCAAAGUUUGACCCUAUAAUGAAAGACCACCUGAACCGCAUUGAGAGAGGAGCAAGCCACAACAGCUACCUAGAAAGCCAUGUCCAGAACGAGAUUAUUGGUUUGCUAAGUGACAACAUUAUGUCUGCCAUCGUGGCAGACAUCAGAAAAGCCAAAUUUUUCUCCAUCAUUUUGGACUGCACACCAGACAUCAGCCACAUCGAACAGUUAUCGGUGGUGAUUAGGGUGGUGCUGAUGGGCACACCACAGAUUAUGGAGCACUUUCUUGGAUUUUUGGAGGCAGAGGAGUCCACAGGGCAGCACUUGGCAUCAAUGGUCCUCAACAGACUCGAAGAACUGGGCAUACCUUUUCAAGAUUGCAGAGGACAGUCAUAUGACAAUGGGGCCAACAUGAGGGGCAAAUCAAAGGGAGUACAAGCCAGGCUCCUAGAGAAGAACCCCAGGGCUCUUUUUGUGCCAUGUGGGGCACACACAUUGAAUUUGGUGUUGUGCGAUGCUGCGAAGGGCUCUACUGAUGCCAUGAGCUACUUCGGUGUCCUGCAGAAGCUGUAUACUCUGUUCUCAGGCUCAACUCAAAGGUGGGCGGAACUGAAAAAACAUGUCACAAUCACCUUGAAGAUGUGGGCAGACACGUGGUGGGAGAGCAAAAUAAAGAGUGUUGAGCCCAUGCAAUAUCAGGGAGCUGCUGUGAGAGAGGCUUUGUUGGAGCUGCAGAACAACACCAAAGACCCUGUUAUAAGGGCAGAGGCUCAAUCAUUGUCUGAGGAGGUGGGGUCAUACAGAUUCAGCAUCUGCACUGUUGUCUGGUAUGACAUACUGUCCACAACGCAGCAUGUCAGCAAACUGAUGCAGUCUCCCAACAUGCAGGUGGACCUGGCUGUCAGUCUUUUGAAGAAGGCAGAGCAAAGUCUCCAGAGCUACAGGGCAAGUGGCUUCGUGGCAGCACAGAUUGCAGCCAAAGACAUUUGUGAAGCAAUGAAUGUGGAGGCUGUUUUGAAACAAAAGAGACUGAGGACCACAAAGCGGCACUUCUCAUAUGAAUCUCAUGAUGAACCCUUCAGUGACGUAUUGAAGAAGCUGGAGGUUGGCUUUUUCAAAUGUGGUUGUGGAUGCAGCCCUGGCAGCCAUUAAAGAAAGAUUUUCCACAUUGGAAAAUGUGGGAAACAGAUUUGGCAUUUUAACAGCUUUUGAAAAUCUGUCAAAUGAGGAGCUGGCAGGCAAGUGUGAGGCACUAGCCACCACCUUACAUUUUGGAGGGCACUUUCAUUUGAACAGCAAAGAGCUCGUGCAGGAGAUCAGGAACUUUCCUGACUUGCCGUCAGCAACUGUGACCCCCCCUUGAGCUGAUCACAUUCAUGCACGAGAAGGAGCUAUCAGAGAUCUACCCCAAUUUCUGGACUGGACUCAGAAUUGCUGCCACUCUGCCUGUCACUGUGGCUCAGACAGAGAGGAGCUUCUCGAAGCUAAAACUGAUCAAGACUUACCUACCUGUAAGGUCAACAAUGUCACAGGAACGGUUCAGUGGCCUUGCUGUGAUCAGCAUAAACCAAACCUUAGGGGAACAAAUCUCAUAUGAAGACAUUGUGGAAGAAUUUGCAUCAAGGAAGGCCAGAAAAGCCAACGUUUAGGUUGUGCUUUCACUUUUGCAUCCUGAAUAUAAUUGCCACUUAAAUGUAUAUAGACUGUUUUCCUCUUACUUCUUUUGCACGUCUUGUUAUUUAUGACAAAUUAUAGUGGUUUGCCAUUUUUGCCACUUUAAAGAGUGUUAACUUCUUCAUUUGUUACUUCUUGUUAUUUAUGAUACACAAUAGUGUUUAUUUCUUCUUAUGUGUACAGUAAUAUGUACA